This is a messenger RNA of Hibiscus syriacus, 2533 nucleotides long. Its product is annotated as histone-lysine N-methyltransferase, H3 lysine-9 specific SUVH1-like. The coding region runs from base 196 to 2184 and encodes 662 amino acids. The transcript has 3 exons. Gene Ontology annotation, molecular function: protein binding; histone methyltransferase activity; zinc ion binding. The record is from RefSeq and is a predicted model, not a curated record. Lineage: Eukaryota; Viridiplantae; Streptophyta; Magnoliopsida; Malvales; Malvaceae. Gene Ontology annotation, cellular component: nucleus.
GAAAGGUUCUUUCAACACAGCUCGGUCCUUUCUGAAGUUAAUCUGCGACUCCUCUCUUCACUUUGAAGCCCUUGGGCGAACCCCAAACUGGGCAUUGAUUUUGUGCAUUAGCAAGUCAAGGACGGGACAAUUGAAAUGGGUAUUUUUGGGUUUUGAGGAUGAAAGGAUUGGUUGGAUAUUGAUUUCUUGUUUGUAAUGGAAGGAGGAUUAAGUGGAAACACUGUUCUACCAAAUUCAAAUGAUAAAUUGAAAGUUUUGAAUGUAAAACCGCUACGUAUGUUGGUUCCUCAAUUCCCAGACUCCUCUGAGGGUCAUCCUUUUGUUUGUGUUCCUCCUAAUGGUCCUUUCCCUGCCGGGUUUUCUCCCUUUUUCCCAUUUAGUUUACCAUCGGGGUCCGAAUCUGCACCCGACCUUAGCCGGAAUGGCAUCAAUUCAAACGCCAUGCCAAUUAGGUCCUUCAGGACAGAAAAUUUAUCUCCAAUGGACACACACGGAAGUCACCAGCGAAAAUCAGCCGGAUCAAGUUCUGUUAAGAAGAAGAAAAGGAUGGACAGAGGUUCAAAGCUAUCUUUCGCUGCUACCGGUAAAUACGAUCCUGGAAUUAGUUUAUCUGAUCGAGAUGAUGGUAAUAGGGAACUGGUUGAAAAUGUGCUUUUGAGGUUUGAUGCUCUUAGGAGAAAGCUUAGCCAAAUAGAAGACACAAUGGAAUUGCCUUCUGGUGUUAUUAAGCGUGCAGAUUUGAAAGCUGGCAACACAAUGAUGAGCAAAGGGGUGCGGACUAACAUGAAAAAGAGAAUCGGUGCUGUCCCUGGUGUUGAAAUUGGGGACAUUUUCUUCUUCCGAUUCGAGUUGUGUUUGGUGGGAUUACAUUCUCAGUCUAUGGCUGGAAUUGACUAUAUGAAGGGUGAUUUAGAGGGAGAACUAGUGGCUUUAAGCAUUGUCUCAUCCGGAGGGUAUGAUAAUGAUGCUGAAGAUCCAGAUAUUUUGAUAUAUAGUGGUCAAGGUGGGUCUGCUGGUAGAGAUAAAGAAGCAUCUGAUCAGAAGCUUGAGAGGGGAAAUCUUGCUUUGGAAAAGAGCUUGCACAGAGGCAAUGAAAUAAGAGUCAUUCGGGGUCUCAAGGAUACUAUCAAUCAAUCGUCCAAGGUCUAUGUAUAUGAUGGGCUUUACAAGAUCCAAGAGUCAUGGAUGGAGAAGGGAAAAUCAGGUUGCAAUAUGUUCAAGUAUAAACUUGCCAGGAUCCCUGGGCAAACUGGUGCUUUUUCAACUUGGAAAUCAAUUCAGAGGAGGAAAGAAGGCGUAUCUUCAAGGGUCGGACUUAUUCUUUCUGACCUAACUUCAGGUGCAGAGAGCAUACCUGUUUCACUUGUAAAUGAGGUUGAUGAUGACAAUGGACCUGUUUACUUCACAUAUUUUCCUACUGUCAAGUAUUUGAAAUCAUUCGACUCUGUGCAAUCUACUCUGCGCUGUGAUUGCAGUGAAACUUGCCAACCAGGAAAUGCUAACUGCUCCUGCAUUCAAAAAAAUGGAGGUGACUUCCCUUACACUACCAAUGGUGUUCUAGUGUGUCGAAAACCCUUAAUAUAUGAAUGUAGUCCCUCCUGUCCAUGCGGUCGGAACUGCAAAAAUAGAGUUUCACAGACUGCUUUGAAAUUUCACUUGGAAGUUUUUAAGACAAGAGGUAGGGGUUGGGGUCUGCGGUCACGGGAUCCUAUUCGUGCAGGUUCAUUUAUUUGUGAAUAUGCAGGUGAAGUUAUUGACAAUAAAGUAAGCCAAGCAGGUGGAUAUGGGGGAAUUGAUGACUACAUUUUUUAUUCAAACCGACGCUACGAAUCCUUCAAGUGGAAUUAUGAACCUGAGUUAGUAGGAGAGGAAAGUUCAGACGCCCCUGAAGAUUUUGAUAGUCCAUAUCCCCUAUCAAUAAGUGCAAAAAACAUUGGAAAUGUAGCUCGAUUUAUGAAUCAUAGUUGCACUCCAAAUAUUUUUUGGCAGCCAAUCAUGUAUGAGCAUAACAAUGAAGCAUGUCUCCAUAUCGGUUUCUUUGCAAAGAAACACAUACCUCCUAUGACGGAGUUGACAUAUGAUUAUGGCACUCCACAUUCAAAUGAGACCGAAAGUAACAACAACACGUAUGGAAGAAAGAAAUGCUUAUGUGGAUCACAGAAAUGUCGGGGUUAUUUUUAUUGACGUCUAGGUCGCAUACUUGUAUGCUGUACACAAGAAAAAGAGGUUAGGAAUCUUUCUUAUCUUUGUCUCUUCAUGUAAUACAAUCCAUGCACUUCCUCUUUACUUGUUUAUAGCUUGUUUUAGGGAUGCAGAUUAUAGUUUUCUUGUGGCUGUCAUUACAUGCAGAAGAACUGACAACAUAUGAAACCUUGCAUGGUGUUCUUUUUUUCCAAGUUUGUUUUAAUACUCAAGUAUGUCAAAGUGCUUGCUCAUUAUCCUUGUUUAAGAGCUAAAACCACGUAGGACUUGUUAGUUCGGUUUGGUUAUCCUUGUUUAAGAUUAAGAAUCAAUUAUGAAUCACUGUUAGUUU